AUGCUUGCGCGGUUGCUGCCCUGGCUCCUCUGUUUGGCGGUGCUGGCCUCGCUGGUACCUCAGGAUACGAGCGCAAAUGCCUUUCUUCAUUUGCUUCAGCCGAAGAAACCGGCUCCUGAAGUGAUCACACGUCUGUCGACGUAUCUGGGCGCGCCAACGACGCAGCCGUUCGAGACGGUGCGGCUAAAGCACCCGCGUUUCCAGCGCUUUAUUCGUGAUUCGGAAAAUGUAAAUACCAAGACCUCUACUGCUUUCAUCACUUCGACACAGGCACAUUCCGUGGGUGCGCUGAACCCCCGCGAUGGAAGCAUGGUCUGGCGUCGUUUGCUUAACGAAAACGAAGAUGUACUCGGUAUGUUCUCUUAUGAAGACAUGCUGCUGCUCGCCACGAACAGGGAUGGUGUCACAGUUCGGAUGAUGCUCGCAAAGCAGGGCAUCAUGGACUGGGACCAGAACUUUCCCGUGGAACUCCUCGACGAUCAGCCCCCCAUUCAUGCCGCGUUCAUUGGAUCAGGUGGUACUGACGUGGUUCUGGCCGUGGGAAACGCAGUCCAUCGGAUUAACCACGCCAACCGGAUUUGGACAUGGGAACCUUCCGAGCCUCAACGUGUACUUUAUGUCGUCGACUACGAGCACUUCCUUUAUGUGGUGGGUGCGAAGCGCGUAGGCGAUAAGUGGCAGCCUCGUAUCACUGUCCUCUCACAAAAGGGCGAGCAUCUUGCCAGUUAUGAUGUGCGCGACGAUUUGCCUGAUCUUAAGGCCAUCGUACUACUUCCCUACAAGCCGCGCGCACACAUUCCCGAGGCCCUCCAGGCCCGGCCGGGGGGUGGUCCGCACAUUGCCUAUGUGGCGAGGGAUGGCUCGGUGCAUGUCAUCCGCCUCAACCAGCCAUCUCCUGGCAUUAAGGUGCUAAAGGCACGCCACGGCCGGUUCUUGAAGCUGCAGGACGUGGGUCUUGGAGAUCGUGGCCUGUUUGUCGCGAGGCGAGCUGAUGCAGCGGCCGAGAUUCUGCAUGUGGAAGUGGACGGCACCCUGCGUAGUGCCUGGGAAAUGGACGAGAAGGCACCCGACUCGGUGUUUGAAGGCACGUACGACCGCCGGGGCCAUGCGUAUAUUAUGCGGGUGUACUUUACGCGAUCGCAGCGCUUGUUGAACCAGCACAUUUUCUGGGUAGACGCACAGUCCGGGGGCGGCCGUGGCCAAGUCACGGGUGUGUCGUUCCAGUUUGACCACGAUCGCCAUGGCAAUGCGCAAGCAGCCAGCUUUGAAGUCGCUGUGACCGGUCCCCAACAGCUCUCGGCGCGGAUGGCCCUCGUCACAUCCUCGGGCAGUGUGCAGCUCAUCAAGGACACAGAGCACCAGUGGAUCCUGGAGGAAGGUCUGUCGCAGCCUGUCCAGACACUGCUCGUGUCUCUGCCGGAUGCGAGUCUGGGACGCGCUGCUGUCUCAAUCGAGGCGCCUAACCAGCAGCCAACACCUUAUGCAGUCCUGGAACGAGAGUCGCUGCUUACGCGUGUACUGCGGCAUGGGCUGGUCUUGCUCCGUGUCCCUUGGUCAUGCGCCCAGUAUAUGCAAGCGCAGGGUUUCCAUGAUUUCACGUCACUGGUCCGCGCAUUCGAACACCUGCUGGGGCAUAGGAUCACCCACAGCAAGAAAGGACCCACCGCUGGUGGUCCGCGCGAUGCGUCACAGACACUUCUCCCGUGGGAACCGCCUCGCGAAGCGUCAGACGUGGCGCUGUAUCACGACCGCUUUGGCUUUGAGCAGCUUGUGCUUGCUGCUUCGAAGCAGGGCAAAGUGUAUGGAAUCAAUCAAACACUUGGUGGCUCCCACAUUGUGUGGGAACGCAGCCUGGUAGGCUUCGGCAUUGGCGAGGGCGAACUCGAGCCGAUCGUUCGUAUCACACACCUUGUGCAGACUCGGGCGACCGGUACAAUGGUCAACGGAACGGUUGUGCCGCCUCUAGUCGCCAUUGUGGCGGAGGUUACUGAGUCUAACCGGCCACUUGAGACGCGCAUGUAUGAGCUUAACCCGCUCACAGGUGAGUAUGCUCCGGACGCCUCCGAAUGGAUCGUCUGCCCGGGCACAGCGCGUGAGGUGUUCCAGUACGAGGGAGGACUCGGCCUUGUAUGCGCCGACGGGCACAUUUUGCAUCGGACUGGUGCUGCGCUACUACAUAUCGCGACAGCCACAGAGCAUGCGCUAGAAGGCUACCAAAUUCACAAGCCAUUCCACUCCGACUGGGCCCCGGCGUUGGGCAAAGCGAAAGCGUCACUGGUUUGGCGUAUGGAGUUGGCGCCCAAUGAAACCAUUGUGGCUAUGCGCGAUUUGAGCCGCGAUCACGUUGCGAGUGCAGGAAAGGUGCGCGGUGACCGUACGGUGUUGUACAAGUACCUGCACCCUCAGGCGCGCCUUGUCGUGACCUACGAUGGAACUGCCAAGGAGGGUCGGCUCUACUUAAUCGACACGGUGACCGGUCAGUUGCUGUACCAUGCAACUGUCCCUGACAUGUCUCAUCCUCGCGCUUUCGUUACUUAUGCGGAGAAUUGGAUCACGCUGCAAUACACUAGCGACGAUGUGACAGCGCCCGAGCGACUGUUGUCCAUUGAGAUGUAUGAAAGCGGGACACCAGCAGGCGCCCAGUGGUCUGGUUGGUGGGGCAGGCGUGCAGACGUCGAGCCAACGACUGCACUCAGUACGCCCCUGGUCUUUAUGCAAGUCUUUGUGCUACCGUAUUCAGUGCGUGCUACCGAAGUGACGCGCACCUUGCUUGGCGUCGCGUCACGCUCCCUUGUUGUGGCAACGAACCGCAGUGAGGUGGUGCUUCUGCCUCGACGCAUGCUCGAUCCCCGGCGGCCUCUUGGUAAGCCCAGCAAGGCGGACACCGAGGAGCGUCUCGUGCCCUACCAGGUGCGGCUGCCGGACGAGGCACAGUGGAAGUUGACUAAGCCCGAGCAUUUGGGUGCGCGUCUGGACGCGCUAGUCACAUCACCCGCGCUCCUGGAAAGUUCAUCUUUGGUCCUUGCUACGGGUCUCGAUUGGAUCUAUACUGUGGCAUCACCAUCAGGUCCCUUUGAUCGUCUGCAUGCAUCCUUCAACAAAACACAGCUAGUUAUGACGAUCUUGGGCCUCCUCCUUGGCAUUGCCAUCACACACCCCGUAGUUCGUCUGCGGGCGUUGAACGCUCGCUGGCACUAG
Malassezia sympodialis ATCC 42132 is the source of this 3198-nucleotide messenger RNA. RefSeq names its product Emc1p (gene EMC1). Gene Ontology annotation, cellular component: EMC complex. Gene Ontology annotation, biological process: protein folding in endoplasmic reticulum. NCBI's taxonomy places the organism in Eukaryota, Fungi, Basidiomycota, Malasseziomycetes, Malasseziales, Malasseziaceae. The record is from RefSeq and is a predicted model, not a curated record.